Messenger RNA from Asterias rubens (European starfish), 4727 nucleotides. RefSeq names its product SNF-related serine/threonine-protein kinase-like. Gene Ontology annotation, molecular function: ATP binding; protein serine/threonine kinase activity; tau-protein kinase activity. Lineage: Eukaryota; Metazoa; Echinodermata; Asteroidea; Forcipulatida; Asteriidae. Bases 172 to 2574 code for a protein of 800 amino acids. The transcript is spliced from 7 exons. Gene Ontology annotation, cellular component: cytoplasm. The record is from RefSeq and is a predicted model, not a curated record. Gene Ontology annotation, biological process: intracellular signal transduction; protein phosphorylation; microtubule cytoskeleton organization.
CCCGAGUCGGGAGACGAGCUAAGAUCUUUCGUGAGUAUUUUUACCGGCAAACAAUACACCUAAAUAACUUAUCGGAGAAGGUUAGUUGAUUACUGACAUAAAAAAAUACCCUCUUCUCAACAAUUAUGUAAUCUUUUUGGACGAAAUCAGUCUUCAUAAAACGCUUCCAUUAUGAGUGGGGCAGCGGCGUACAAGUCGAGUUACGAUGGCAAAAUCGCCGGUAUGUACGAUCUGGAAGAGACCCUUGGCCGCGGUCACUUCGCCAUCGUCAAGCUCGCUCGGCAUGUAUUCACCGGCCAGAAAGUCGCUGUCAAAGUCAUCGACAAGAACAAAUUAGAUGACAUCUCAAGGGCCCAUCUCUUCCAGGAAGUUCGGUGUAUGAAACUUGUCCAGCAUCCAAAUGUUGUCCGUCUCUACGAAGUGAUUGACACCCAAACAAAACUGUACCUUAUUCUUGAGCUUGGAGACGGUGGGGACAUGUAUGACUACAUUAUGCAGCAUGAAAAUGGGCUCACUGAAGACCUUGCUCGUGAUUAUUUUUCCCAGAUUGUUAGUGCAAUUUCUUACUGCCAUAAGUUACACGUCGUUCACCGCGACUUGAAACCAGAGAAUGUCAUAUUUUUCAAAAAGCUGGGAAUCGUUAAACUGACGGACUUUGGGUUCAGUAAUCUGUACAGACCAGGUGAGAAGUUGGAGACGUCGUGUGGAAGUCUUGCGUAUUCAGCACCCGAGAUUCUUCUUGGAGAUUCAUAUGAUGCUCCGGCAGUAGAUAUCUGGAGUCUAGGAGUUCUACUGUACAUGUUGGUAUGCGGUGAGCCGCCCUUCAACGAAACAAACGACAGCGAAACAUUAACGAUGAUAAUGGACUGUAAAUAUGGCUUGCCAGACUACAUCUCACAGGACUGUAAAACUCUUAUAGACAGUAUGCUUCAGAGGGAUCCAGAGAAGAGGCACAACUUGGAGCAGAUCUUCAACAGUCGUUGGUUGAAACAGGGCAAAGCGGCCAAGAUCAGCGAGCCGCUCAUCACCAGACAUGACAUCUCAGAGGCGGUACAUGAGAGCAUCAUGGAGAAACUGGUCUCGGGGAAUAUCGCUGAUCGGACAACCAUCAUGAAAUCAUUGGAGAGUGACAGCUACGAUCACAUCACUGCCACCUACUUUCUUCUUGCCGAGAGGAAACUCAAGAAGCAAGUGGGAGAACUCGCCCCCGAGGACAACACACUAAGGAGGCGCUCGGCCAUCCAACCCCAAAUCGCCUCAUUAGCUCUCUCUCCAAGAACAUCUCACCCAGAGCAGCUGUCCCUCGACAAACCCAUCAACAAUAACAUCGGGCACCUGUGCUCCCCGCUCAGUGGCACCACCCCCUCCAAACCCAUCACGAUACCCCUCCCACCGGUCGCAGCGGCCGCCGCCAUGGCUCGCUCCAACUCCGAGGAAGAGGUGUCCUACAGCCCACGACGACAUCGGAUGGAGAGGGAGCACCUGACUAUCCACCCACGUCAUGGACGGAACAUUGUGAAAGAAGGACUGCAGUCUCUAGAAGAAGAAGAGUUCCAGCACAUUGCCGACGAAAUGGAAGCGUCCAUGGAGCCCCUGGUCUCGCCCUCCUCAGACGGGUCUGUGGGGAACAACCGGCGACCGCAGGGGACCAGUGCCCAGCGGAGCCAAAGCACCAGGCUUAACCCAACUGUCUUGAACCAAAUAACCGAGGAAGAAGAUGAGCAGGAGACUGACGAUGAAAAGUCCGGAGGGCUGGACCGGCUCCUCAUAAACCGCCAAAUACGACACCGUAAGACUGUACCGACCAAAGACACGACCCACCAGAUCAAGAGCAGUACCAAGGUGUCCUCCCGGGGCGGGUACAGCUCCUCAGACGCCAGCGACGACGACACAGAGACCCGACGCCGAUCGGAGAAGUUUGACAUUCCACACAAGGGCCAGCGACGGGGCAGUAAGGACGGCCCGCCCAGUGGGGGGAGCAGCAGCGGGGCCGGUAACAACGCAGGCGGGUUCGGAGGUGCAGGUGGGGGCAAGAACAGCGGAUCGAACAGCUCCGGAGGUAGCAACGGGGGUGAUAAUAACAGUGGGAAUGUUGGGAACGGAGGCAACUACGAGAGGAAGAAGUCGAAUGAACUUAGAGAAAGUCUAAAGCAGAGUAAUCUUAGCGUGAACUCCUCCAAUUCGUCAAGCUCGUACAGUAUAGGAAAGUUUGCCAUUGAUCCUAACAACACCACACCCAGUGACUCCGACGAUCAGGCAUCAGACUCGGCCAAGACGUGGUCCAAAAAAGACAAUCUGAGCUGCUCGGACAGCAACCUCUACAUCAUCCCCAAAGAUUCCGACAAGAGCAACCUCCAGAACGGCUCGCCGGUCAAGAAGCAGCUCAAACGGGACAGCACCAACCUGAGCGGGAAGCAGAUGGCUGAUCUCAACAGCAAUAUGUCGACGAGGCCCAGCAAAACGCGCAACAAGGAGAUCCGGAAGAAACGCAACCGCAUCGGGAGCACCGAGGUCAGCGAGCCGCCUCUUAAACCAGGCGGGAAAUCAGAUAGUAGCUGUUGUCGGCUCAUUUGACAAUGAUGGAAAAGGUUUAAAGGGAUUAGGCAUGACUACAAAAAGAUUGCGGUGACGAGAUGUUAAGAAAGUUGUUGUUGUAGACAUUCAUAAUAUCAUGCUACAAAAAAUAAGUAGGUUUUAAACGAAAGAAAAAGGUUUUAGAGGGUUUAAACAAUGUAUAAUUUAGUUUGCCUGGCCCCUUUGAACUAACUGUACUCAUAUAUGAUGCAAAUAUAUGGAUGUAGGUUUGUUUUAGUUACGUAUAUGUAGCUGGAAUCCAGAAAUCACUUCUUCCGCUUGCCGAUAGAGAUUGUGUAACCUGUAACCUAAUCUGUAAAUCAAUGAAUGCAAUAGAUAAUGUGUGGUCAUUGUCUGUAAAAUUCACUGCAUUUUUAUAAUCGGACCACACGACUGUUCUGAAACAUAUGCCAGCUAUUUUUAUUUAUUUAUUUUUUAAACGUUUUCGUUUACAAAAUUCCCAGUUAAAAGGGAAAACCGAUGUUCUUCACAUUCAUUAAGACACCUAAAAGAAAACAUUUCUGCCAUGAAACUGUUGCUAAAUUUACAUUGAUUGAUUUGGUGUUCUCUACUGGCAUCUUAAAAGGAAACAAAUGCUCCUGAAAAUGUAUAUUUAUUUUACUUUUAUGGCUUCAAAAAGGAUUUCAACUUAGACCCCAAUCCCACUGGAUCCACAAUUGCGAGAUCAGGAUCCCGCGACAAAAUCACGGUCGCGUUCCCACUUGUGUAUGAUCCCGCAUUGAUCCCCCUUCUUGGGAACACUGUUUUGCUAGGAAAUUGCGGGGUCUGAGCACCCUUUGCGUUCCCACUAGACUUUUGAUCACCCAUUAACCCAAAAGGGCUAUUAGAUCCCGCUUUAAUCCAACUCCCAAGGAGGAUCAAAAUUGCACGGUCAGAUCCUGAUCGCCCUCGCGUCCUACUGAAGCUUGUUUCUCUUUGAUCGCCCUAACGGGGUUUUGAUCGCCCUUUUCUCGAAUUGGGAAAUCAAUGCGGGGUCCAGUGGUCACAGGGUCUUAGAGAUAACACAAACUCGAUGUUAAAAUAUGAAGGUUUGUAAAGGUGUUAUGAGCCGAACCAGUUAUUAUUUGCCCGCCACAGGAAUUGUCCUCAGACUGCAGUGGAUUCUGAAAACAAUAUAUAAGGUAUUUAGAGUGUUACUGUAAGCUUGAGUUUUUCUAGAUGCAGAAAUGAAUUUUUAAAGUGUUAGAAUGUACAGCCAAAUGAAAAAAAAAAAAAAUGUCUAUAAUGGAGGAAAAUAUUAUAUCUUGUUUUUAACUACUUGGAAGUUUUUUUUUCAUGUCCUGGAUUAUGAGGAAGGAAUACGUUGUUCUCUUGACCUAAAUUUGUUUUGAUUGGACAGGGAGUUUGCCAGUGAUUUUUCUUUAAAAUUAGCCAUAACUUGAAGCAGGAGAUCAAAUUCAUGGGGUGGAAGAUUUUUUUAUUUAAUAUUUGAACUUUACUAAAAAGUUCCUCCAUGUUUAAAACCCAUUUCUGCUGGUUCAGAUAUCGGGUUUCUAUGUGUGUGUGGUUUUUGUUUUCCAAAUUUUGUUUUCUUCAUUUUUGAUAUUCAUUGGAACAGUUUCGAGCAAGUUUGACUGCGCAUUAUUGAGGGUGGGGGCGGAGAUUGUUUACCGUAAGAAGUAAACAGACCAGGGGUCGAUUUCGCAUAAAAAAUAUUCAUCUUAAAAGCACAGCGGUCGAUUUUACAAAAAACUUAGGACUAGUCCUUGCAGAUAUUAAAAUCUUAAAGCUAGCCCUAACUCGUCCUAACUUGAGAUAAGACUAGUCGGAACCCUUUGUGAAAUCCACCCUAGGGGGGUCAACAUUCACAAAGCACUAAGAUUCAUCUUUUAAAGACGAGUUGUCAAUGUUGCCACCGUGAUUUGUAUCGUGACAUCACAAUUCGCUUAGCAAUUAAGAUGGAUUUAGACUAAGCAAUUUGUGAAAUCAAGCCCAAUUUAUCUCACGGCCUCACUUCUUAUACAUUGUAGGUUAACAAAUUUUCAAAUAAGAUACCAAAAAGAAAAGUACAUACUUUGGAGUUGCUCACUGUACAUGCAGUGAGCUGGCUCACCUUACAUAGGGUGCGUUCGUUUAGCUUCCCUGGGUCUACCUUGUGUUGCUCACUCAGGUGAGCCCCUGACAAGAGCUAA